AUGGAGUAUGCCAGAGCCGAGUGUUCUACAGCGGCAAGAAGUACCGUAGGUUGUGGCGAAGCCAGUGCGAAAGUGGCUGUGUGGAGAGUAAAAUUAUCAAAAAUGGAUGAAAAGGACAUCCAGCGUCGUAAAGUUGAUUCCUCCCUCAAAUGUGAGAUAUGGAUGCUAAGCAGGGUGCGAAAUUACCUCGAAGAUCAACUCUUGGGAUUUGCUUUGGUGCCUCUGUCUGAAGUCUUCCUUAACAACGGGAAGUUAGAGAAGGAGUUUUCUCUCUCCUCAACUGACCUCUUCCACUCUCCAGCUGGUUAUGUUCAGUUAGCCCUCUUGUAUGCCGGAGCUUCACCAGAAGUGAUUCCAAUUCCUGCAUCAUCCUCAUCUGUGGCCGCAGAUGCAGCUGUGCAGGACAUGAAAUCAACAGAAUCUUGUCCGAGUGACUUUGACAAAAUUGAGUUCCCAGAUCCUAAUGUAGUGAAUGAGAAUCAUCAGAUGGUUUCCGAGUAUUUUGGGAUCCCAAAUACUGAUAUGGACGACUCCCAUGGUUCAGACAGUCUGGUCAAGUCUGGAAAUGAAAAUAACAUAACAUCAGAGGUAGGUGUUCAACUUGAAGAAGGCUUCUCAACAGACACCAUCACCUUGACACCAUUCCCAAAGCAUGAUUCUCCUCUGGGCUGUGUAUCAAUGAACGGAACUCCAUCUGCUUCACUUCAUUUGAGCUCGCAGUCUUCUGAGACUCCUGGAGACUCAAAAUUUCCCAAUGAAGAAUAUGUGUCACCUCCUAAAGAUAAUCGGAAGGAGAAAAGUUCUGGUGUUGGAGAAGCUGAGAGUAAUGCGUCAGGGGGGCUACCAAAUGAUACAUUCGCAAAGCCCGUUGUCACCAUAAACAUUGAACCAGAGCCGAAGGUGGUGCAGCAGGACUUUGUGGAUAUGUACAUGAAGAGCAUGCAGCAAUUUACUGAGUCUCUGGCCAAGAUGAAGCUUCCAGGAGACUUUGAAAACCAGCCAACCAGCUCUGGCAAUUCGAGUUCGGACCAGAAAACACCAACAUCUAAUAACUCUGGCUCUCGAGUAUUUUAUGGGAGUAGAGCUUUCUUCUGAGCUUUCAUUUGAUGUUCCAGAGUGCACAGGUGAUAUAAUGAUCCUAAUCAAGACUGAUGCAUUUAGUAAACAUUAUGUGCAUGAUUGGUACGGUAGUUGACUGGUGCAUGUUUGGUGCAAUAUUAGAUGGUAGUUCAACAAUACAAUGAAUAAGAUUUUAAUUUCUUGUUACCAUCUAAUAUUAUGCAAUCAACCUUACCAAACAUGCCAUAAGUGUAUUGCAUAGGUCACAGUUAUUGUAUGUUGGGAUGCUUUAGAUGAUGAUUAAUGACAUUGUCUCUUAUGGAAAUAAGUUUUUUUGUCUGAGUUGGUCAUGUUAUAUCUUUGAGAUGGUUGUCCUC
Molecule: messenger RNA, 1436 nt
Organism: Olea europaea var. sylvestris
Lineage: Eukaryota; Viridiplantae; Streptophyta; Magnoliopsida; Lamiales; Oleaceae
Exons: 3
Coding region: 1-1095 (364 amino acids)
Source: RefSeq, a predicted model, not a curated record